This is a messenger RNA of Lactuca saligna, 3693 nucleotides long. NCBI's taxonomy places the organism in Eukaryota, Viridiplantae, Streptophyta, Magnoliopsida, Asterales, Asteraceae. The record is from the annotation of a GenBank genome assembly.
AUGUGGGGACUUAGAAAUGUUGGAGAGAUUGUCAACGUUCAAGAAGUUUAUGAUGGUUACCCCAACAUAUUCUCUAUUGAACUUCAUCACGGAGGGAGUUUCACAAAGUUUCCAAAUAUCAGGUAUAUUAAUGGCCAAGUAAGGUACUUUGAUGUUGUCGACAUUGAUGAAUUUUCUGUUCAUGAACUAGACUCGAUGAUGAGAGAAUUAGGGUAUGAUGGUACUGAAAUCAUGUAUUACCAUUUCCGUUUGCCUAAUGAAGGAUUUGACUUUGGACUCCGAGCAUUAGGUAACGAUGAUGAUGUGCGUAAUCUCUCACGAUAUGUUACCCAUAAUAACAAAAUGAUUAAAGUGUACACAGAGCAUGGUCAAACGAACUUGCUUACAUAUUUUAUGUCCCCAACUGGUCCAAAAAGGGUUAUAAUAGAAGACAUGGAGAAGCAGGAUUGCAUUAGACCCUCAUCACCUGUAGUUGCUCAUGAAGUGGUAACUCCAAUCCAAAUUGAUGUUGGUGAGGGUGAUUUAGGGUUAGCAUUAACCUUAUACAAAUCAGCAACACCUGAAUUUAGUAGGUCUAAAGGUUGGAAACAUAGUAAAGGGGCAUCGUCUUGUAGUAGAAUGCUUAAAUUGGAUUGGGAAGGUGCUGAAAAAACAAUGGCAAGUGGUGAAGUUGAUAAGGGUAAGGGUGUAGAAGGAUUUGUAGAUGAAUUUGUUGUAGUUGAUGCAGAAAAAGAGUUAAACAAAGAGAUUGAUGUGAAUGAAGAACUUGAUGUGAACAAAUCCAAUGGUGAGGGUGUAGAAGGAUUUGCAGAUGAGGGGUAUAGAGUUGUCAUGGAUAAUGAUCCUCAAGGAGUCAAUGAAUUUUCAACUAACAUCAACAUAGAUGAUGAGUUAAUGACAAACUUUCAACCUUUUGAAGGGUUUGAAGACGAAGAUAGCAUCCCAUUUAAUGGGUUUGAAGGCCAAGAUAAUAUUCCUUUCAAUGAUGAGUGCAGACAAGAGGAGCCUGAUGACAUUGAGUUUGAGAAUCAAAACAGUGAAGAUGAAGAUAGUGACUUUAUGAUUGAUGAGGACAACAUAAUUGAAGAUGUUGACGUUGACAUGGAGGAUUUCAAUCUAAAUAUUGAUAUAGAAGCAGAGUUCAAUGGAUGUCAAAGAAUGGGUGGUCAAAGAAAUGAAGAUAGUGUUGAAGAAGAUGAUUUGGAGGUAAUUGACAAUGACGAGUGGGAUUCACUAAGUGAUGACUCAGGGGACAACAGGAAAAGAAGAGAAAUGAUCAAAGAGCUGGGGAAACAAACCUUAUGUUCUGCUGGUGAGGUGCACAAGGUAGCUUUUCAUAUUGGGCAGAAAUAUAAAGCCAAGAAAGAAUUGAAAGAUAAAAUUGACCUGCAUGCUUUAGAGACAAGGAGGAAUAUCUCAUUCACAAAAAACGACAAGAGUAGAUUAACAGCUGUUUGUGAUGGAACUGUAGUUUUAAAUGCAAGUGGGGUAGGUGGACCUACCUCUGGGAAAAAGGUAAAGGGUAAAGAUGUAAACUCAGAUAAAGUUAAAUGCACAUGGAAACUUCAUGCAUCUAGGUCAAGUGAACAGGACUAUUGGUUUAUUAAGACGUAUAAUCAGAAACACAUCUGCCUCCAAACACGAAAAAUCAGAUCUUGCACAGCAACAUUUCUUUCCAAACGUAUUAUGGAUCAGAUUGAAGCUAAUCCUGGACUGCCUGUUCGUGCCCUACAAGAGCAACUCCAAUCAACUUAUGGAGUUAGUAUUUCAGAAGAGAAAGCAUUUAGGGCAAAAGCAUUAGCCACCAAAAAUGUUGCAGGGGAUUACGUAAAGCAAUAUGCAGCUUUGAGAGACUAUGUACUAGAGCUACAAAAGACAAAUGAAGGUACAACUGUAAAGAUUGAUGUGGUUUCAGAACCUGUGGUUUCAUCCCCAACCAGGCAAUUCAGAAGGAUAUACGUGUGUUUAGGUCCUUUGAAGAAAGGUUUUAAGGCAGGUUUGAGAGAAUUUUUAGGCUUAGAUGGAGCCUUCAUGAAGGGACCUUUCCCAGGUCAAAUACUAAGUGCAGUUGGUGUUGAUUCCAACAAUGGAACCUACCCAUUGGCAUAUGCUGUUGCUGAAAGUGAAAACACUUCAAGUUGGAAAUGGUUUCUUCAGUGUCUUGCAGAAGAUCUUGACUUGUAUUCAAAUUCCAACUUCACCUUUAUCAGUGAUAGACAGAAGGGUCUUCUACCAGCCAUAGAACAAUUGUUCCCUAAUGCAGAACACAGGUUCUGUAUUAGACACAUAUACCAGAACAUGAGGAUGUUAUUUAAGACUACAGAGUACAAGGAGUAUUUUUGGAGGUGUGCUACAGCCACCACCAUACCAGAGUUUGAAGCUGUAAUGGUAGAGCUAAGGAAUUAUGACAUAGAAGCAUAUCAAUGGCUCUUGAAAAUCCCUCCACAUCAUUGGGCUAGAAGUCAUUUUUCUGGAAGGGCAAUUUCAGACAUGUUAUUGAAUAACCUUUGUGAAGUGUUCAAUAGCAAACUUGUAAAAGGGAGAGACAAACCCAUUAUCAGUUGUUUGGAGUUCAUCAGAGAGUACCUUAUGAAGAGAGUAUGCAAUGUGAUGAAGGUGUUAAACAAGUGUCAAGGUCCAUUAACUCCAACUGGUACUAGGAUUUUGGAAGCAAACACAACACUAGCUAGUAAGUAUCAUGCACGAUGGAAUGGGGGACAAAAGUAUCAGGUUAAAGGUCCAUGGAAUGAUCAACAUGUGGUGGACAUGGAGAAAAGGGAGUGUAGUUGUAGAAAGUGGGAGCUUACUGGAAUUCCUUGCAAACAUGCUAUUGCAAGCCUAAAUGAAAUGGCAGACAACAAUGAAAAGGUAGGAGAACUAUACACCUAUGUGCAUAAGGUGUAUUGGCUUGAUACAUGGAAAGAGAUGUACUCCUUCAAGGUGGAGCCUAUCAAAGGUAGAGCCAUGUGGCCUAAGAGUGACUGCCCAACAACUCUUGUGCCUCCACCACACAACAAAGCUAUAGGCAGGCCAAAAAAGAAAAGAAGGAUUACAGCAGAGGAAAGGAUUGAAAUCCAGCAACGUAAGAGGCAAGCAAACAGUCAAAGUCAAAAUGAUAAUGAAACUCAAUCACUGAGCAGGAAGUUUUUGACUGUUACAUGUAGUAAGUAACACCUCCGGUGGAAGUGUUGUUUCUCAUUUUCCGGCAAAGCAAGGAGUCACACCAACAUCUUCGUUUCCCAUUUCUUAUCUGUUGACCGAAGCAAACGAACCACCCACUGCCGCCACCUUUGUGACCACCGGAAAACCACCAUCCUAAAAUUAUUGCGCAUACAUACAGCCAAGUACCCUCAAAACAUCACCACCCACUGCCUCUAUCGUUUUAUUGGAGCUUCUCCACCGAUAACCACUCGAAAUCGCCACCCACCACCCAUUUCCGCCAGGACGAAGCAGCAGAAGGUCGCCAGAUCACCCCCCUGCCACUCAACGCCGCCGAUAUCCACUAUCGUCGGACUUGCUGCUGCAGAUGCUAACCACUCACGACCACCGCCUACCCUCUGUAAGCCCUUCCGCCAUCACCAUUAUUCUUGUUUUAGCCCUUACGAGCAACCAAGACCUAGAGACCCAGCAGAUGGGUCUCGUUUCCCUCCAUUCGUCUGUAAAUCACGUCCAGAUGAGGAAGACGAUCGAUGA